Molecule: messenger RNA, 1980 nt
Organism: Fraxinus pennsylvanica
Lineage: Eukaryota; Viridiplantae; Streptophyta; Magnoliopsida; Lamiales; Oleaceae
Source: the annotation of a GenBank genome assembly
AUGGCUCAAGAUACAUCUAAUUCUGAAUCAACUCAGAGAAGACAUGGUCUCUUAAAAGAUCAAGUUCGAUUGGUCAAGAGAAAGGAUUCAGAUCGUUAUGAAAUUGCCCCUAUUCCUGAUAAUUUGUCAUUUGAGAAGGGUUUUUUUGUUGUUGUUCGUGCUUGCCAGUUGUUGUCACAGAAGAACGAUGGUCUGAUAUUAGUAGGUGUAGCUGGUCCGUCUGGUGCUGGGAAGACUGUAUUUACUGAGAAGAUGCUCAGUUUUAUGCCAAGCAUUGCUGUCAUCUCAAUGGACAAUUACAAUGAUGCUAGUCGAAUUAUUGAUGGAAAUUAUGAUGACCCACGCUUGACGGACUAUGAUACCUUGCUGAAGAACAUUCAAGAUCUGAAAGCGGGGAAGCAGGUUGAAGUUCCCAUAUAUGAUUUCAAAUCUAGUUCUCGCACAGGAUACAGGACACUUGAAGUCCCAAGCUCCCGCAUUGUGAUUAUCGAGGGCAUUUAUGCUUUGAGUGAAAAGUUGUGUCCUUUACUGGAUCUUCGAGUAUCUGUGACAGGAGGUGUGCACUUUGAUCUUGUAAAACGGGUUUUACGGGAUAUACAACGUGCUGGGCAGGAACCCGAAGAAAUAAUUCACCAAAUAUCUGAAACGGUGUAUCCGAUGUACAAGGCUUUCAUUGAGCCUGAUCUCCGUACUGCACAAAUAAAAAUCAUCAACAAAUUUAACCCAUUCACUGGAUUCCAGUGUCCUACUUAUAUAUUGAAGUCUUCAAGGGAUGUGACUGUGGAUCAAAUCAAGUCUGUCAUGUCUGAAGAACAUACUGAAACAACAGAACAGACUUAUGACAUAUAUCUUCUACCACCUGGAGAAGAUCCAGAGACCUGUCAAUCAUAUCUGAGGAUGCGGAAUAAGGAUGGAAAAUACAAUCUCAUGUUUGAGGAAUGGGUCACAGAUCCUCCAUUUGUCAUAUCACCAAGAAUAACUUUUGAAGUUAGUGUACGGCUUCUUGGAGGACUGAUGGCCUUGGGAUAUACAAUAGCAGCUAUUCUGAAAAGAAGUAGCCAUGUUUUUAGUGACGAAAGAGUCCAUGUGAAAAUUGAUUGGCUGGAGCAGCUAAAGCGUCAUUAUGUUCAGGUACAAGGCAGAGAUCGCCUGGUAGUGAAAUGUGUUGCUGAACAGCUGGGAUUGGAAGGUUCAUAUGUUCCACGAACUUAUAUUGAACAAAUACAGAUAGAGAAACUCGUAAAUGAGGUUAUGGCAUUGCCGGAUGAUUUGAAAACCAAGCUUAGCAUAGAUGAUGAACUUAUCUCAAGCCCAAAUGAAGCACUUUGCCGAGCCGCUUCAGUUGGAAGGGCGGCAUCAAGAAUUAAGACUGCAAAAAGUGGUGUGUCACAUUCAUAUUCAACACAUAGGGACCAAAACCUGACCAGGAUUAGCAGAAGGUUUGAUGAUAGGACGGCAGAGCCACCAGCUACAUUAGGAAAUCAGGGAGCCAUCACGCAUCUGUUGGAACACAUUUCUACACUAAAUGAUCGGAUGGAUGACUUCACAUCUCGCAUUGAAGAACUAAAUUCAAAGUUAACUACAAAGCGAACUUCGCCCAGCUCACAAAACAUAGCUUUACAAGCUGAAGCCUGUAAUGGGUCAGUCCCAACUUCUUACUUCAUAUCUGGUUUGGAGAAUGGAUCCUUAACUGGAUCCAUCAUGCCAAAUUCCUCGUCUUCGUCCCAGUUAGCCAAAGAAUCUCCUUUGAUGGAAGAGAUAUCUGGUGUAGUGCGGGGACAACGCCAAAUCGUGCAUCAGUUAGAUAAUCUUAGCAAUCUUCUGCGUGACUACUUGGGUGAAAGGUCACAUCAUGGUGGACGACAUAACAAAACUGAUAUUGUUGAUAUUGAUCCAAUCAAAAUCUCCGUUAUCUUAACAUCGUUGGCAAUUGGCGGUUUUGGAAUUUUCUUGUUUAAGGGUUUUCUUUCCCGAAAAUGA